This is a messenger RNA of Pelobates cultripes (western spadefoot toad), 693 nucleotides long. The record is from the annotation of a GenBank genome assembly. Lineage: Eukaryota; Metazoa; Chordata; Amphibia; Anura; Pelobatidae.
AUGCCAUAUCUGUCUGCUCCCGACACUCACGAACUUCAAUGGCACAUACCGUGCACAGCAGACACCACAUACUAUCCCACCCAGGGUGAAGCGCUGCACCGAUUGAUGCCGUUCCGGUAUCCUACAGGGCGACCCUUGCCGAAACGCAAGGCUACGGCCUACCUCCAGCCGCCACGCUUUUCCCUGGAGUCACUACUAGGAGGCCCACUGGUGUACGGAGCGCCCGGGAAUACCCGAAACACACCUCCUUCACCUCUAGCUCAGGAGUACACAAUGGGCCGACGGUCCCAGAAGCCUGAAGGCAGGGACAUCGGAGCUAUGCUCCAAAAACCCCAACAAGGCAAAGCAAGCCAGACAGGGGACAACCCAGACACAGCCUCAUCCCAGCAACCACAACAACCAGAGGAGGCUCAGAGACCAGAACCCAACCAGACACUUGAGGAAUUAAUACACCCUCCUCAGGUACUCACAGGAGGAUCAGCACCAGCCACGAAAGACGACCUCAAGGCCUUACUAACAGACCUGCACAGAAUGAUGGCAGCAGACAGGGCCCUGGCACAAAAAAAGAUCCAGGCAGUAGCCACCAAGGUACAGGCCACAGAAGGUACUAUAUGGUGCAAGCAGCGGUCACUACGCUCAGCGCCACGGUCCUCCAGCUCCAAGGUAAUCAGCACUCUAUGUUCAUGCAAAUGA